CUUGUAAUCUUAAUAAUGGCGGAGGAAAUGAAGAAGGAAGUUGCAGCUGAAACGCCAGUCGCUCCUCCUCCAGCGCCGGCUGCGGAGGUUCCGAACGCUUAUUCCAAGAAAACAACCGUAGCUCCACCGCCAGCGGAGGAAAAACCUGAAGAAUCGAAAGCUCUUGUGGUAGUUGAGAAAGCUCCGGAGCCAGAACCAAAGAAAACUUCGACUGGCUCACAUGACAGAGACGUUGCCCUUGCAGAGGUUGAAAAGGAGAAAAGGUUGUCAUUCAUCAGGGCAUGGGAAGAUAGUGAGAAGACCAAAGCGGAGAACAAGGCCCAGAAAAAGCUCUCUGCUACUGUAGCAUGGGAGAACAGCAAGAAAGCAGCUCUGGAAGCAAACCUGAGAAAAAUUGAGGAACAAUUGGAAAAGAAAAAGGCAGAAUAUGCAGAGAAAAUGAAAAACAAGGUAGCUUUACUUCACAAGGAAGCAGAGGAAAAGAAGGCAAUGAUCGAAGCCAAACGCGGAGAAGAGCUUCUCAAGGCAGAAGAAAUGGCUGCAAAAUACCGCGCAACCAGACACACACCGAGAAAGCUCCUCGGCUGUUUCUGAAAGUUACAAAAUCUCAUGUUCGGUCUCAAAGCAAAUUCUAUUGAUACUGUUUUCAUUACAACACUUUUUCUUGUUUGUAUUUUGUAACUCCCCCCCUUUUUCAACUGUAUCAUCUGUCUUGUCUGUUUCUAUGUCCUUUCAUGUAUGAACAGAAUGGAAGAACAUCAGAAUUAUCUAUUAUUGAAUUGAAUGUGUUGAUAUGGGAAUAUCAUUUU
Molecule: messenger RNA, 809 nt
Organism: Hibiscus syriacus
Lineage: Eukaryota; Viridiplantae; Streptophyta; Magnoliopsida; Malvales; Malvaceae
Product: remorin-like
Exons: 5
Coding region: 16-594 (192 amino acids)
Source: RefSeq, a predicted model, not a curated record